This is a messenger RNA of Myotis daubentonii (Daubenton's bat), 3222 nucleotides long. RefSeq names its product GATA binding protein 4 (gene GATA4). The record is from RefSeq and is a predicted model, not a curated record. NCBI's taxonomy places the organism in Eukaryota, Metazoa, Chordata, Mammalia, Chiroptera, Vespertilionidae. Gene Ontology annotation, cellular component: nucleus. Gene Ontology annotation, molecular function: RNA polymerase II cis-regulatory region sequence-specific DNA binding; zinc ion binding; DNA-binding transcription factor activity, RNA polymerase II-specific. Gene Ontology annotation, biological process: positive regulation of transcription by RNA polymerase II; negative regulation of transcription by RNA polymerase II; cell fate commitment.
GGAUUCGGCCCCUUCACCACCAUCUCCGGGAAGAACCAAACCUUUAAUUUGGGGUUUUCUUGAGUAAACAAGUCUUUUGCUCGAUGAUGGAUUCCAUGCGUAUAUAUUUUUGAAGGAUUUGAGAAGCAGCAUUUGGUUUUUUGAUCUUCAUUUUUGUGACAGUCUCUCCCUCACCUGUACAUUUUUUUUGUGUGAUUAUUUUUCUUUCCGAUCAUUGUACCUUGACCCGCGAGUGAGAGGACUCAGAAGCCAAGAGCUCGCUCGCAGGGAGGAUGUACCAGAGCCUGGCCAUGGCCGCCAACCACGCGCCCCCUCCUGGGGCGUACGAGGCGGGCGGCCCCGGAGCCUUCAUGCACGGUGCGGGCGCCGCGUCCUCGCCGGUCUAUGUGCCCACGCCGCGGGUGCCCUCCUCGGUGCUGGGCCUGUCCUACCUCCAGGGCGGAGGCGGGGGCGCCGCGUCCGGAGCCACCUCCGGCGGCAGCACGGGCGCGGCCCCGUCGGGUGCUGGGCCCGGGACCCAACAGGGCAGCCCCGUCUGGAGCCAGGAGGGAGCGGCCUAUACCCCGCCGCCCGUGUCGCCGCGCUUCUCCUUCCCGGGCACCACCGGGUCCCUGGCAGCUGCCGCCGCUGCCGCCGCGGCCCGGGAAGCCGCCGCCUACAGUACGGGCGGCGGGGCAGCGGGCGCAGGCCUGGCUGGGCGCGAGCAGUACGGCCGCGCCGGCUUCGCGGGCUCCUACUCCAGCCCGUACCCCGCCUACAUGGCCGACGUGGGGGCGUCUUGGGCCGCAGCCGCCGCCGCCUCCGCGGGUCCCUUCGACAGCCCGGUCCUGCACAGCCUGCCCGGACGCGCCAACCCCGCCGCUCGACACCCCAAUCUCGUAGAUAUGUUUGAUGACUUCUCGGAAGGCAGAGAGUGUGUCAACUGUGGGGCCAUGUCUACCCCACUCUGGAGGCGGGAUGGGACAGGGCACUACCUAUGCAACGCCUGUGGCCUUUACCACAAGAUGAACGGCAUCAACCGGCCCCUCAUCAAGCCCCAGCGCCGGCUGUCCGCUUCCCGCCGAGUGGGCCUCUCCUGUGCCAACUGCCAGACCACCACCACCACGCUGUGGCGCCGCAACGCGGAGGGCGAGCCCGUGUGCAACGCCUGCGGCCUGUACAUGAAGCUCCACGGCGUUCCCAGGCCUCUUGCGAUGCGGAAAGAGGGGAUUCAAACCAGAAAACGGAAGCCCAAGAACCUGAAUAAAGCUAAGACACCAGCAGGUCCCUCGGGCAGCGAGAGCCUCCCUCCCACCAGCAGCGUUUCCAGCAACUCCAGCACCGCGACCACCAGCAGCAGCGAAGAGAUGCGCCCCAUCAAGACAGAGCCCGGGCUGGGGUCCCACUACGGCCACAGCAGCUCCAUGUCCCAGACAUUCUCGGUCAGCGCCAUGUCUGGCCACGGGUCCUCCAUCCACCCAGUCCUCUCGUCCCUGAAGCUCUCUCCACAAGGCUACGCAGCUUCUGUCAGCCAGUCACCGCAGGCCAGCUCCAAGCAGGACCCUUGGAACAGCCUGGCCUUGGCCGACAAUCACGGGGACAUAAUCACUGCAUAAUGUCACCUCCCUCCCUCCUCAGAUUCCUGCACAGACUUGGGACUUAGAGAACCGCGGAGGCGAGGGCGGCUCCCAGCGGCCAGCCUGCUCUGUCUGGGAAUGACUCCGGAACAACUGGGAAGAAACUUGAAGUCGAUGAUUUGGUGAGGGGAGUGGGUGUAGGAUUUCAUCAGAUGCCUCUUCAAGAUGAGGGGCUGGGACGGGCCCAGAACUCUGAUCUGGACGCACCCACCCUUCGCGAGGAGCACACUCAAGUCCCUUCCAUGGAGCUGGAGACUUCCUUCUCGUUUUCUGCCCCACUCCACCCUGACAAGAGAUGAGCUGUCCUUCUCUACCCUUCCAUCUCUGUGGCCUAAGACGGUGGUUUUCCCCUGGUGUUCCCGGCACCAGGAUCUGAGGGUGGGGAGAGGGGCAGGUGCUGCGACCCGGCUCCAGCCUGAGCCAGGGCAUCCAUGUGCCUUUCACUGUGACAGGCCCCUCCAGGCAGCUCCUGCCCAUGCCCAACACUCCCCUUCAGGCCCAGCACACACCCCCGCUCCCCUCAGGACUGAAUCCUGACUCCAGGAACGCUGGGCGUCGCCCCUGUUACUGGGUGCUCCGUGGGGAGACGGAGGGGAAGCUGCCUCACCCACCAUGCAGUAUGGCUUCGCAAAAUCUCAACUUGGCGAUGUUGCCUCCCCCAUGUUCCUUUCCCGGCUCACAGCGUCAUCCCUUCGCUCCUCCUCUUGACCACAAGGCCUCUGAAAAGAAAAAUCCCUUCCACUGUCCGGGCGAGUCAGCCUGCCUCUGGCUUGGCCGUGUCUCUCCCUCAGCAAAACAGGAGCUCAGCAGUUUAGCCGAACAGCAGCACCCCCCGAGUCUGCCCCCCAAAAUCCUUCCUCCGCCCCAUCAUGCACAGGGAGUUCUGAGUGAGAACAAAAAAGGUUCUGCUGCUAAAGCGAGUUUGACCGACACUUACCUAAGACUUGAGAUCCCUCUGGAGAGGCUGUCCGGAGGCCCUGGGCUGGGCCGGCACUGGACGGGGAGCGGGGUUUUCCGUGGAUUCGGACUCGCUUGCACUCGGAUCUUGCUGGCGCCCCUUCUGUUCUGCGGAGCUGGGCCUCUGGGCCAGGCAGCGAGUCCGCCCAAGGCGGGCAGCGUGCCCUCCCGGCAUCAGAAAUCCCUUGUCCAGGAGGUGAAAAGCUAGCGCUUUUGCAACAUAAAUUCAAAGCAAACACCACAAAACUCAUGAAAAGCAAGAUGACGACUGCUAAGAGGAGAGACUGAGUUGGGCCUUGAGGGCUCCCCGGGGCUGGACUGGAAUUGGCCUUUUUCUUAGCUCCCCGUUGCUGUCUCUGCCUGUGAUGCCGGAGCUCACAGGCUCCUCCCUCCGUGUCCUCCUUAUCCACAGAGCUGCCGCAGACUGUGGCCUUACUGCGUCCUACCCCAACACCCAGGCCUCCCCCGCCCAAAUCCUACAGCUGUAGCAGAGAAUAUCUCUAAACCAAGAUUCUGCUCUAAUCAUCAUUUACAUUGCUUUCUUUCCUGAAGGCCACCCUCCUAUUCUUUCCCUAGCCCGUUAACAUUGUCUUAAGGUGAAAUGGCUGUAAAAUCAGUAUUUAACUAAUAAAUUUAUCUGUACUCCUCU